This is a messenger RNA of Quercus robur (English oak), 1017 nucleotides long. RefSeq names its product NDR1/HIN1-like protein 10. The coding region runs from base 64 to 804 and encodes 246 amino acids. The record is from RefSeq and is a predicted model, not a curated record. Lineage: Eukaryota; Viridiplantae; Streptophyta; Magnoliopsida; Fagales; Fagaceae. The transcript has a single exon. Gene Ontology annotation, cellular component: plasma membrane.
UACAAACAUCACAGUUUCGUUCUCACUCUCCAGAGAAAAACCCAAAGUUUUCAGAUUCAAAAAAUGGCUUCAGCAACAACCGGAGCUCCGGAAAAAACGGUUACGGGUUACCCGGCUCAGUCGAGCCAUGUCGCAGCCGGGUACCCAGCUUACGCCUAUGUGGCGCCACCUCCAUCUUAUGGGCCGGGCCUAGGCCCAAACCCGGUCCAAGAUUAUUACCGGCGCCGGAACGCCUUCCUCUGCCGUGUGAUCACCUUCGGCACCGUCGUGUUCGGAAUCAUCGGGUUCAUAUUCUUCAUCGCCUGGCUAGUUCUGAAGCCACGUAUGCCCGAGUUCCGAGUCGACUCAGCCUCGGUUUCCGAACUCAACGUAACUCAGUCCGAGUUAUCGGCCGAUUGGAACUUCACCCUCUUUGUCCGAAACCCUAACACCAAGCUCAGCCUCUACUACGAUCGCCUCGAAGCCUCGUUGUUUUACUACAGUAGCAGAGACAGUCUCAGUACGACGCCGUUGCAGCCGUUUUCUCAAUCCAAACGGAACCAGACCUGGGUCCCGGUCCGAUUCGAGGUGAUGAGCGAGUACGUCGGCGAAGACGUGGCGGCUCGGAUUUCGGGCGAGAAAUCGACCGGGUCGGUGGGUUUUAGGGUCCGAGUUUUCGCUUUGGUGAAGUUUAGGUCUGGGUUUUGGUGGACGAGAGAGCGUUUGUUGCGGGUUUAUUGUGACCGGGUUCAAAUCGGUGUUGACCCGAAAAAUGGGACCGGGUCUUUGAUGGGUCAACCCGGAGCUUGUGAGGUUAAUCUGUAAGACUGUGAGUAGUAUUUUUUUUUUUUUUUUAAAUUUCCAAAAUGGGUCUUUUACUAUGUGACAUUAUUGUCAAUUACAGUAUUUUAAGUCAAUAAGAUAAAUAAAACAAUUGCACAUAGGUUUGAAUGAUCGAAACGGAGUUGAAUUGAGUUGCUCUAGCUAUGUGUACUUUGCUGGGACUAUAUCUUGUAUGAAGUAGUAGAACUUUAACUA